CAAUAACAAAUAGUAUUCCUACCCUCCGACUCCGAGUCUUUUCAGUCUUCAAAGCUUCAUGGCUUUAGUCUUUGACGCGGCCGCGGCUCCACAGCACCCAACUGCCGGUGAAGCUCACGAAGAAGCUUUCUCUGAGCUACACAGUGGGCGUGUCUCUGAGGGUGACUGUGACAUAUCCGAUGGACCAGAUGAUGGAUGUCAAAACGCAGAGUCAGACUCGGAAGGGUCAGUCGAAGACAACGAGGAGGACUUUUUGCGCUUUGAGGCAAUACAAAAAAUCGAACGGCUGGCAAUGACAUUUCUUGAACAGCUUGCUGGUUCACCACGAAAUGCACGAGUUGAUAGUGUAGCAUCAAACAGCAGCACUGAACCAGCUACUAACUCAAGACCUCAAUAUCCAAAAAUCGAGCUUCAGUUAGCCGACCGUCGAAAAACGUCCUCCGAACGCACCAGAGUUAUUCGAUACCCUCUGAAGCGAAAAGGAGCGAGCUUAAAACCAUUCGCGCAAAUCUUACGUGUCAUGGACUUCGCUCACCAAGCUCUAGUCGACAAUGUGCCACUAACAAAGCGGUAUCUGUCUUUUGCGAAUGGUUUGAGAAGGAACCAAGAAGAAUUUGACCGUGUUCCUAGGGACAUGUACUACAAAGACGUCCACAUCUUCAAAGCUCAGGGGACUGUUGAUCGACUGGUCGAUGAUCUUGCUGUGACAUUGGGCUUAGAGCGGGCUGACCUUAAAAUCCGCGCUGCGUCGAAGGGCCUCAUAUGCGGCACCGGACUGACAAUUCACCUGCUCGAAGGCGAAGUUAUUUCUAUCAACGACUUAGAGGGAACCCUAAUACCUACGGGUGAAUCCAUAGAGCGAUUUGAACUGAAAGGAGAUAUUUCAUGGGUUCUUGUGGUUGAAAAAGAGGCCGUCUUCCAAACACUGUGCCGUUUUCAGUUUGCAAGUCAUCGGUCGCUUCCUGGUCCCGGGCUCAUAAUCACUGGUAAGGGAUACCCUGACGUAGCUACUCGACAACUCGUGAAAACCUUGUCAGACAACCUUCCGGCGCACAUUCCAAUCGUCGCACUUGUCGAUGGCGACCCAUAUGGGCUCGACAUUCUAUCGGUGUACAAGUACGGCAGCCGCAGCCUACGACAUGAGAACAAAAAACUCGCAGCAAAACGAAUCGAAUGGCUUGGCAUCUGGGCAUCUGAAAUUGCAGACCUUGAAAUAGAUUUGGACGCACUGAUUCCGAUCACGCGACACGAUGAGAAGAAGGCGCUCGCGGUACUCAGUCGUCCCACUGACGUUUUGCCCACAAAAUGGAGGCAGGUGAAAGAGCUCACGCGGAUGCUCCACACCCGAAGGAAGGCCGAAAUAGAGAUUCUGUCGAGCUCCUCAAGUCAAAAGUCUAACUCCCUUAUACACUACUUAGCUCAUAAAAUCUGCCACUUUAUCGAAAUGUCUGCCUGA
This is a messenger RNA of Suillus clintonianus, 1456 nucleotides long. Its product is annotated as Spo11/DNA topoisomerase VI subunit A. The transcript is spliced from 13 exons. The record is from RefSeq and is a predicted model, not a curated record. Bases 59 to 1456 code for a protein of 465 amino acids. Lineage: Eukaryota; Fungi; Basidiomycota; Agaricomycetes; Boletales; Suillaceae. Gene Ontology annotation, molecular function: DNA binding; ATP binding; DNA topoisomerase type II (double strand cut, ATP-hydrolyzing) activity. Gene Ontology annotation, biological process: reciprocal meiotic recombination; meiotic DNA double-strand break processing; meiotic DNA double-strand break formation. Gene Ontology annotation, cellular component: nuclear chromosome.